Purpureocillium takamizusanense is the source of this 2738-nucleotide messenger RNA. RefSeq lists its product as uncharacterized. The transcript is spliced from 5 exons. Gene Ontology annotation, molecular function: transmembrane transporter activity. Gene Ontology annotation, biological process: transmembrane transport. The record is from RefSeq and is a predicted model, not a curated record. Lineage: Eukaryota; Fungi; Ascomycota; Sordariomycetes; Hypocreales; Ophiocordycipitaceae. The coding region runs from base 1065 to 2570 and encodes 501 amino acids. Gene Ontology annotation, cellular component: membrane.
CGGCGGGCGCGAGGCGGUCGGGCUCACGGGACGAGCGGAAAACAAACAACAACGGCAGGUGCGAGGCGGGUCGGAAGCGUGAAACGAAACAAGAACCACCACUUGACCUCAUCAGGCGACUCUUCACCUCAGCUCAUCGGCCAACUGAGCCGCCGGCACAGCAGCUGAGACGACGGGAGCCGUUGCGGAACAGCAGCCGCGCCCAGAGCGUGGCCGGCAAGAGGCGGUUAUCCUUUUCCUUUUAUUAAUCCCCUGGCCGGCGUGUUGGCCAUAUGAGGCGGCGGCGACGAUCAAUGGCGCACUGCUACGAAGUACAUACAUGUGGACGAGACGACAACGACUCGACCAGGAUGCAAGGAAUGUGUGUGAGUGUGCGUGCGUGUGUGCGUGCGUUUGUGUGAGAAGUCCCUCGUCGGUCUCCGAUCGCUGCUGACAUACGCUGCUCUCUACUCCGUACUGUUGGGCGACAGACAGGGCGGCCGGGACAAAGGGGGGGCUGUGGGCUGCACCUGUUCGGAUGCCCCCCCGGUUUAUUUGGAGACGCCUUGUCAUGACGAGGACGAGGAUUUUUAAUACAACAUGACAUGCCGUCCAAAAGGGUGUGUUGCACCAGACGUGGCUCCGAUGCGGCCGAGCCUGGUUCUGUGUCUGAAAUUUGUUCUGCCCUGCAGGAGCGGGGGGUGGGAGGACGAGGAUGAGGACGAGGAGGAGGAGUAGGAAGAGGAGGAGCCUGUGUUUGACAAGUCACGCACGUCCCCGUGCAACAAACAGCCCAUUCUGCAUGUAAGCCGAAUGGUCUUGCAUAAAGUCCCCGGGAGCCCGGAGGUUGAUGACUUUUUUUCGAAUAUUUCUUCUCGAACUCGCCAAGAAACGCAUGGGGGCGUAUCUUUUUUAUUUUUUGCUUUUCCUCCCUCUGCUCCGUACAAUUAAUUGGUUUCCUUGUGUUACCUGGUACCAAGUAGACACCUGAACGCUAUAGAGAGAACAAGGAAACGCGAGAUAACAUUCCGCCGCCGCCACCACCACCACCAUCAUCAUCAUCAUCAUCAAAGUCAUCGCCCGCCAUGGCCUUGCCCGCCAACCCCAGCUCCGACUCGGAGCACAAGCACCCCGGCGGUGAGUCUCCUCUCGCUCUCAGCAAACCCGAAGGCGAGAUGACACCGCCGGGUGUCUCUACCCCGAUGGAGAUCGACGCAGAGACGAACAAGCGACUCCUGCGCAAGAUAGACUGGCGGCUCAUGCCCGUGCUCUGCUUCACGUACGCCCUCCAAUACUACGACAAGGCCAUCCUCAGCCAGGCCGCCAUCUUCGGCCUCCGAAAGGACCUUGGGCUGCAGGACGGCCUCAAGUACAGCUGGGUCUCGCUCAUCUUCUACUUUGGCAACCUCGUCGGCACGUAUCCCGUCGCCUUCCUGGCCCAGAGGUACCCGCCGCGCAUCGUGUGCACCGCCCUCUGCGUCAUCUGGUCCGUCAUCGUGCUCUGCACCACGGCCUGCACGUCCUACUCGGGCAUCCUCGCCAACCGCUUCUUCCUCGGCGUCGUCGAGGCCGGCAUCUCACCCAUCUUCAUGCUCGUCGUCGGCAUGUGGUACACGCACUCGGAGCAGGUCUUUCGCUCCAGCGUCUGGUACUCGUGCAGCGGCGGCUCGCUCCUCAUCUCGCCCGUCAUCAACUACGGCCUGGGCCGCAUCACCGGCGGCAGCCUGCACCCGUGGCAGUACAUGUACCUCGUCGCCGGCGGCGUCACCUUCAUCUGGGGCGUCGCGCUGUGGUGGAUCUUCCCGGACAGCCCGCAGAGGGCCAGGGGCUUCACCGACGAGGAGCGCAAGCUGCUCCUCGAGCGCGUCCGCGCCAACAACGCCGGCGCCGAGAACAAGCACUUCAAGCCCUACCAGUUCAAGGAGGCCCUGGCCGACUACCAGUUCUGGCUCAUCAUGGUCCUGUCUCUGGUCAGCUGCACCGGGUCCGCCGUCCUCACCGUUUUCGGCUCCAUUGUGUUCAACGGCAUGGGCUUCGACAUUUACACGUCGCUACUGCUUAAUCUGCCCAUCGGCGCCUUCGCCUUUAUCGCGAUUCUGGGCUCUGGUUACUUGGGCAUCAAGUUCCGCAAUGCGCGCCUAAACAUCAUUGCCGGAGCUUGCGCGCCCGUCAUCUUGGGCUGUGCGCUGGUGUGGCAGCUGCCCAAUUCAAAGCGCGGAGGACGCAUCUUUGGCCUCUACAUGAUCAGCUUCUUCUCGUCGUCGUGGGUGCAGUGCAUCGGCAUGGGCACAUCCAACGUCGCCGGCCACACGAAAAAGGCCACCUAUGCGGCGGGCACCUUUAUCGGGUAUGCUCUUGGCAAUAGCGUCGGCGCCUUGAUGUUUGACGCGAAAUACGCACCGCGGUACGACAACAGCUUCAUCGGCGUCAUGAUUUGCUUUGUGGUGUGCGUCAUCGUCGCUAUAUUCCUGCGCUUCUUGCUGGCGAGAGAGAAUGCCCGCCGAGACGGGGAAUACGGCGCCCCCAACAUCAUCCACGGGUUGGAGGACAUGACGGACAAGGAGAACAAGUCGUUCCGGUACAAUUUGUAGAGGACGGCGUGUUGACGGCCCACGCAUGUGAUGGAUCCGGUUGCUUCGCAUACAAACCUUGGGGAGCAACAAGAGCGAGAGAGACGAGCUGACGAUGUACGAGCGUAAUCCGAUGAUAGAUUUCGGCGUGUAUACUGUGCCAAGUAACAUAAUAAAGAGUAAAUACGC